This is a messenger RNA of Malurus melanocephalus (red-backed fairy wren), 1863 nucleotides long. It is a transcript of the gene RBM43, whose product is annotated as RNA binding motif protein 43. Gene Ontology annotation, molecular function: RNA binding. The record is from RefSeq and is a predicted model, not a curated record. The transcript has 4 exons. The coding region runs from base 52 to 1059 and encodes 335 amino acids. NCBI's taxonomy places the organism in Eukaryota, Metazoa, Chordata, Aves, Passeriformes, Maluridae.
UCCCUGGGGGAUCCUUUCCCCGUGAGUUCCCGUCCCGUCGGAGCGGCGGCCAUGGCCACGGGGCAAAGUGCCAGAGCCACCAGGACGGUUGUGAUCACUGGGAUCCCAGAUGGCCUCGUGCAGGAUGAGCUCAUGGCUGACAUCCUGACCAUCCACUUCCAGAAGUCCAGGAACAACGGCGGCGACGUGGAAGAGGUCACGUAUCCCACACGGAACAAAGGAGUCGCCUACGUAACCUUUGAAGACCAAGGAGUUGUGGAAAAUGUUCUGAAGAAGGAUCAGCAUCUCCUGCAGGACAGGAGGCUGCCCAGGCACUUCCCCCUGACCGUGAGCCGCUGCUGUGACAACGUUUUUCCCUCUGUCACAUCCACCCUCGACAUGGCUGUGUUCAAAGAUCUCUGUGUUUUAGAGAAGCUGCUGGAAGAAAUGAAAAAGCAGAGCCCGGCUUUGAGCUUUGGGCCUUUGCAGCYCAACGGGCACGUGGCUGUGCAAGGCUCCUUCCCAGCACUCAGAGUGCUCCGAGAUUUCCUCUUGUUGAAAGCAGAAUCUCUCUCAGAAAAGGACAAAGGAGAGGUGGAUAAAUCCCAUCAGAGGGUGCAGGAGCAUGGAGAUGUCACAGAGUCCAGGAAUUCUGUGCAGGAUGCACCCGGGGAAAAGCAAGUGGUGGUUCUGGACACGGAUAUCUAUCACUACAUGAGACAUUUCCUGCCUAAAACAUUCCAGGCAGAGGAUGUGGUCAUUUCUGGGGUCAGCAAUGGGGACAUCACCACRGUGUGCAUYGAGAGUUCUGGGACCAGGGCGGGURCUGAGCACRGCUUAAGAGUCAAGAAGAGAAUUGAAAAUUGUUCUGUAAAACUCCAGAAGAUUCUAUGGAGGGAAAGGAUCUGCUUUGAGAACCACGGCAGAGGGGAGAAGCUGAGAUACAGACGGCUCUGUGAAAGACUGAAACCCCAAUAUCCCGAAGUGCUGACCAUUCCUUAUGACACCCACAUUGAUAUUGUGGGAAUUUCCUCUGAUGUUUUUGGGUUUGCAGAGGAGGUGAGGAAUCACUGCAGGUAGGAAGGGAGCAGUGCUGCAGUUUGUGUUCCUCACACAGCUCCCACUGUGCCCCUGGAUGUCCCCUUGAUGCCACUCACAGGGUGGCAGCUCUGUACAGGACGGUGACCAAGCCUGGCCCCCCAAAAUUAGGGUCAGAGCAAAAAAAAAAGAUUUCUGCACUUAGGAGCAAAAAAUUAAAGCCUCUUCUGUCCAGAAAUAGCCCCAUUUCCCUUUUGUUAGUUUUUCACCCCAAUGAGCUGGCAGGGAGCACAUGAGAAAGGAGAUUUGUUUGGCCAACCCUGUAGGAAAUACUGCAGGAAUGGGGUGCAUUUAUGGGAGGGUGUGACCACAGCAGGCAGGGAUGGGAUGGGAUGGAAUGGGGACCUUUCUGUGGCCUUUAUCUGCAGAAGAACCUUCUCACUCUUCACAGGGAAGGGAGUGUGACACUUACAGAACAAAAUUCACAUUAAAUUGGAAAAGCCUUUAGGAGAUGGCUCUGAAAAUUCUUCCCUGUAGGACCUGCAAGUUUGUUUUUACAGGAGCAAUAAUGGGGUUUUCCCAGCUGGGAAGGUUCUGCAGCAUCUCUUGACUACACAUUAUUUAGACAUGAAAUGUGGCCAGAAGUUUGGUGGGAAAAUCUGUUUUUGUAUCCAUUACAAGGGCACAAAAAUGUUUUUUAAAACCCAGUUUAGAAAACAGCUUUUAUUUUGUGGUAUCAGUGUGUUUAGAAUAGUUUGUCAAAAAACUCAGAGCACCAACUCUUCUGUCUGAUGUGCAGGGAAAGUUUGAGGGUCCUGUGCCAUUAAAGAAACAAGGUGCACAAAA